This is a messenger RNA of Marchantia polymorpha subsp. ruderalis, 1293 nucleotides long. The record is from the annotation of a GenBank genome assembly. Lineage: Eukaryota; Viridiplantae; Streptophyta; Marchantiopsida; Marchantiales; Marchantiaceae.
CAGGCCAUCCCGCUGCGUCCGGAAACUGCCAUUCGGUCCGUUUCGCAUUCCGAUUCUAAUUGUAAUUCUCAGUUACUUGUUACGUAUACACUGCGUACACUUACUUCCAACGACCCACCCACCUCGCGCCAAGGGAUCAGCACAGAUGUAUGUACCGUUCAGUAAAUUAACAGUAAUCUCCUAAGCGCUGUGGCGCCUGCUCGGGCGAGGGAAAUGCGGACAAUGUCGGCCGUUAACCACGAAGACGAUGUGCGUCCAUGUGUUGUUUCGGCGAGGAGUAUGCAAAGUAUGUCGGCCAUCAAUCACGAAGACGAUGUGCGUCCAUGUAUUGUUGGGGCAGGUUCUAGAGAUCGCCGUCGCCUUCUGGCGCUUGCUUUUGCGAAGGAACGACGGACGAUGGCGGCUUUCUACCACGGAGGUAUCCGCCUUUCGUAUGGUGUUCCGGAGACUACGACAAGUCUCCUUCAACUUCUGGCGCGUGCUUCUGCAAGGGAAUGGGGGAAGAGAUUUUUUAACAUGGAGGGACGAAAAUUGACAUGGUUUUGCCCAGAUCCAAAGAUCUUUGGAUCUGGACUGCCUGACCACUCUGAUGCCUUAGGCCGUCGAAGGUCCUCAUCGUACUGCUCAUAUACGGACCAAGUAAGACUUUUGGCUAGAUCAAGUAAGCGGUGGCGGCGGCCAAGGGCCUUUGAGACUUGACGAGACUGGAAUAAGCCAACCUCAGUUUCAGAUUCGGCUUGCAUGGCUUCAUUCGGGCUAUCGAAUCCUAUCAAUUAGCCUCUAUUGUCUUCACGGGCAUGCAUCAGUGACUCUUUGCACCGUUUCCAUCCCAGGGGUCCCAAAUCCUGGACACUGGAAUUGUUUUUGGCAGUACUACAGACAACAACGUGGGGACAAAGCUUUCGAAAGAGAAAUCGAAGAUGAAUGGAUGAAUCCAUGGAUUCACGAAUGCACAUAUGGAAAACUAAUCCAUAUGUGCAUCUCAUACGCCUUGCUAAUCAAAUUCUCGCUGGAUUCCGUGCUGUCCCAGAGGGCCAGAGGGCAAUAAUGGACAUUUUUGUGUGGCAGAAGUGAACUCUUUGCGGAGUUGGCUGCACAACUUUGAGAUAUACUUGAAGUAGGCACAGUCUAGCAAUUGUACAUGCGGCUUAGACUGUAAUAGACCCUGUACUUUGAUCGUCCUAUGGUUCAUUGCUGGAAAUUACACCGUGUGAACUGAGAAGGUGGUGCUGGAGAUAUUGCACCGCCUAAUAGGUUUCAUAGCGGCAGGUCGUUGCAGCUCACUCCGAAAAG